UGACAAUGCCUGAGCCAGCAAAAUCCGCGCCCAAAAAGGGCUCCAAGAAAGCCGUUUCCAAGACCGCCGCAAAGAGCGGCAAGAAGCGCAGAAAGUCCAGGAAGGAGAGUUACGCCAUCUACGUGUACAAGGUACUGAAGCAGGUCCACCCUGACACUGGUAUCUCCUCCAAGGCCAUGGGAAUCAUGAACUCCUUCGUCAACGAUAUUUUCGAGCGUAUCGCCGGAGAGUCGUCUCGCCUGGCUCACUACAACAAGCGUUCAACCAUCACCUCCAGGGAGAUCCAGACCGCCGUCCGCCUGCUGCUCCCCGGUGAGCUGGCCAAACACGCCGUGUCCGAGGGCACCAAGGCCGUGACCAAGUACACCAGCUCCAAGUAAACGGGCUCCUUCAAAUUUACCCCAAAGGCUUUUUUAAAAGCCACCCACUGUUCUCUAAAAUUGAGAAAGGUCCAUCACAUUUGCUUUAAAAUGUCUUCCUGUAUUUUAUAUGAACCAACUCCUGAUCUCUGAACAGGGACAGGUCAGUCUACUCUUUACAGCCGAAAGCGUAUAUUCUGCAAACAAAUACGACAGUAGUGUUUCAAUGUCUUAAGCACAGUGCAAUAGUAACAUCUCGAUUCCUCAGCAAUCUCAACGUUGUCUUUACAGUAUGUGCCUGUGUAGCCCAGGUUAAUAUGGACAAGUGAAUUAGAUAUAAAUUAUCGAUACAUUUGCUUAACAGAUCAUUCUUUCAUUGUAUGUAAAUAUUCAAUACGUGCAUACAAUGGCUGUUUUUUUUUUUUUUUUAAUAGUAGUAACCACUUUUGCAGCUGUAGUUCAUCACGUUGCUGCAAUGUCAUCGGGCGCGCAACUUGAGCGUCCUGUGGAAAGGCGCGAAUGGAGACAAAUAUCUCCAAACAAGUACAAUGAAGUUUAGGAUUUGAGUUGAACGUAAGGAAGUUGACAAACGGUAGACAAAACGAAACCCGAAACGAUGGAAACUUAGAUCUGAGGAUCCAUGGAUAAAGACUUCUGAAAUGGAUAUUGUUUGUUUCGUUUAUUUUUACAGGGACAAUACACAUUAAUCAACGUUUCAGUAAAAGUGAAGGUUUUAGCCAGUGGCUAAUUCAACCGCAAUCCCUGGGCUGGUUAUAUCCUGGUUGGUUCUGGCUGUUGAAGACUUGACAACGGUCAUCAUCACUCCUCAGCGGCUCGUCAUCUGCAGCAUCGUUGCUGUCUGAACUUGUAACCAAAGGGGUGGGAGGGAACUGAGGGCUAUCAGGGAAGCACUGGACUUCAAACCUGAGAUCUCAGUGGAUAGUUAUGUUUUUUAUUAGUUGUUGGGUCAAAAUCACCAUAAAGUGCCUUUGAGACAUCACAAUUUACAAAAUAAAAAAAUAGAUUUUCCAUUUAACUUCAUGUGUUGUAUUAAGG
Molecule: messenger RNA, 1415 nt
Organism: Osmerus eperlanus (European smelt)
Lineage: Eukaryota; Metazoa; Chordata; Actinopteri; Osmeriformes; Osmeridae
Product: histone H2B-like
Exons: 1
Coding region: 6-380 (124 amino acids)
Cellular component (GO): nucleosome
Molecular function (GO): protein heterodimerization activity; DNA binding; structural constituent of chromatin
Source: RefSeq, a predicted model, not a curated record